This is a messenger RNA of Musa acuminata subsp. malaccensis (wild Malaysian banana), 1945 nucleotides long. RefSeq names its product protein ASPARTIC PROTEASE IN GUARD CELL 2. Gene Ontology annotation, molecular function: aspartic-type endopeptidase activity. NCBI's taxonomy places the organism in Eukaryota, Viridiplantae, Streptophyta, Magnoliopsida, Zingiberales, Musaceae. Gene Ontology annotation, biological process: proteolysis. The record is from RefSeq and is a predicted model, not a curated record.
ACAAAAUUGCCGGUGUAGAUUCCUAUCGAGGGAUGGUUGAAGACGAAGAAGAUUACAUAUGUAGGUGUGUCACACAGCUUUAAGCGACCCAACACUCAUCCAUCCUCCGCUUUUGCCAAAAAGCAGUCCAAGUGAAAGCUACAACACAUCAAAUCGAGUUGGAAACUGCAAAGCCCAAACCAUUAGACACACACCGAAUCCAAACCUCGAAGCCACCCAUCCCUCCACACUCCCACAUACUAACACAGCAUAAAAGCCGCUCUCGUUUGGAGUCUCAUUCCUCGCACAGACACCUCCUUACAUUAAACAGGAAGAGAUGGUGGUGACAUCCUUCUUCGUCCUCCAACUACUAUUCUUGCCUCCCUUUGCGGCUCUCGCACUCGACUUUCACGUCGUGAAACCCCACGACCUCGCCUUCGGCGCCCGCCACCGUCCCGCGAAGCUCGCCCCACUCGGCCACGGCCAUAACAGGCUGUCGUUGAGCUUGUUCCACCGCGACGCGCUCCCCGGCCGUAACUUCUCUGGCCAUCGUCACCGCCUCGACCGCCUCUUGGAGAGGGACUCCCGGCGGGUGGUCACCCUUACGCGCCGCCUAUCCACCGCCAGAUACCAUGUGGACGACUUUGGUUCCGAGGUGGUUUCCGGCUUGGAAGAAGGCAGCGGGGAGUACUUCGUCCGCGUCGGGGUCGGCGUGCCGCCGCGGGACCAGUACUUGGUCGUCGACUCCGGCAGCGACAUCGUGUGGAUCCAAUGCCGGCCGUGCUCGCAGUGUUAUGCCCAGUCUGAGCCGGUGUUCGACCCGGCGGAGUCGGCGUCCUUCGCGGGCGUCGCGUGCGGCUCUCCCAUCUGCGGCCUCCUCCUCUCCGGCGCGUCGGCGGCGGCCGGGUGCCAUGCGGGCGACUGCCGGUAUGCCGUCUCUUACGGCGACGGAUCCUCCACGAAGGGCACCCUGGCGCUGGAGACGCUGACCUUCGGGACGAGCGCCGUCCGAGACGUGGCCAUCGGGUGCGGCCACAGCAACCGCGGCCUCUUCGUGGGCGCCGCCGGAGUUCUGGGCCUGGGCUGGGGGCCCAUGUCCUUCGUAGGCCAGCUCGGCGGCCAGGCCGGCGGCGCCUUCAGCUACUGCCUCGUCAGCCGCGGCUCUGACGCGCCCACCGGCUCGCUUGUCUUCGGCCGGACGGCGGCCGUCCCGGUGGGCGCCGUGUGGGUCCCGCUGCUCCGCAACCUGCGCGCCCCCAGCUUCUACUACGUACGCCUGCUGGGCCUCGGCGUCGGGGGGGUGCGGCUGCCGGUCCUCGAGGACGUGUUCCAGCUAACCGAGGAAGGGGAGGGCGGGGUGGUCAUGGACACCGGCACCGCGGUCACCAGACUACCAGACGCGGCCUACGCGGCGCUGCGCGACGCCUUCGGGGCGGCCACCGCGGGCCUGCCACGGGCGCCCGGGGUGUCCAUCUUCGACACCUGCUACAGCCUUUUCGGGUACCAGAGCGUGCGUGUGCCGACGGUGUCGUUCUACUUCGCCGGCGGCACGAUACUAACGCUUCCCGCCCGGAACUUCUUGAUUCCGGUGGACGACAUGGCGACGUUCUGCUUCGCGUUUGCACCCUCCUCGUCCGGCCUCUCCAUCAUGGGCAACAUCCAACAGGAGGGGAUUCAGAUAACGUUUGAUGCUGCCAAUGGAUUCGUCGGCUUCGGACCCAACACUUGCUAAGUACUUUGUUUAAGCUAUAGAUAUGAAUCCUGGAGACUGCGUAGUAUCUUAGGUUGCAUGAACGCAGGCCACAAGUAUAAUGUACAUAUCGAGUGGCUUCGAAGCAGUAAGUAGAGAGAGCAGAGUUGAUUACUUGUUGCAGACUCUGUUAACUACAAGAGGAACUAAACCAUCUCAUGUUACUCUGUAUGGUUCUCUUGCUCGAAUAAAAGCUACGAGUUUGCAGGAGGGCCC